Messenger RNA from Lasiodiplodia theobromae, 1440 nucleotides. Its product is annotated as Global transactivator. The record is from RefSeq and is a predicted model, not a curated record. Gene Ontology annotation, molecular function: ATP binding; ATP-dependent chromatin remodeler activity; DNA translocase activity. The transcript is spliced from 3 exons. Gene Ontology annotation, cellular component: nucleus. NCBI's taxonomy places the organism in Eukaryota, Fungi, Ascomycota, Dothideomycetes, Botryosphaeriales, Botryosphaeriaceae. The coding region runs from base 1 to 1440 and encodes 479 amino acids. Gene Ontology annotation, biological process: reciprocal meiotic recombination; double-strand break repair via homologous recombination.
AUGUCAAACGGCACCAGACUUUUAUCCGUGGAAGACUGCCUGAAAGGUAUGUCAGCCAUGAGAGAAAGGCUUGAACACACAGCCAAGGAAGAAGACAUGGAGCUCGAUGUCCGAAAGCUCCACAGUGACUUUCGCGAUCUCCUUGGUGCCACCCUUGGCACUGCGCGCACCACCGGUCCCGGUUUGGGCAAAAUCAGGCGAGACAAAACCUUCGAAUAUUUCCGAGCGUUAGACCAGGAGAUGGCAAAUAGAGGAAGAGAAGUGGAAGAAGAUGUUGGGGAGGAGAAUGAGAGGUCAGACUCAUACUCAUUGCCUGACCUCACAAAGCAACAGCGUCGCUUGCUUGUCAAUCUUCCUGCCGAUUUCAUGGUCGUCAAUGAUGACUGGAGAUACAAAGUUCAUGAGUACUUCGGAGACGAAUUCAGCCAGCGCAUCCUCGAUCUUCAGAACGUCCCUCCCACAACCAGCGUCCCAAGCUUGAAGACUCAGCUAAAGCCCUGGCAAGCUACUGGUGCUGCCAAGAUCAACUUCUGCUGCAACGGACCGGAGCGUGGCUGCAUCUUGGGAGAUGGAAUGGGCCUCGGAAGGACCUUGACCUCACUCGCAUCCUGUGCACUGAACGAAAAAGAAGGAGAGCCCUACACCGGGUUCAAUCUUAUCUUGACAACGAGCACGUGCCUUAAUCAAUGGAAGAGCGAAGUGUCACUCAACUUCGGCAAGAAGAAGACCAUCAUCCUCACCGAUCACAGCAUGGGUGCAAUGCAGCUCUUGGAGCAGCGUCCUGUGUUCGUCAUCACCACGUAUCAGUUCGUUGUUGAUCAACUCCGCAGGCGCAAUGCGCACCUUGGCUAUCGCGAACUUAUCCUAAGGAGGGGCAAAGCAGCAGCCGACAAUAUCGUGACCAUGAACCACAUCCGCCAACUGCCUACACUAUCCCUGUUCUCUGACAUAUACCGAUACCUAACUGGCUACAUGGGAAUCAAACGUUUGAUUGUGGACAGGGCUCAGAACGUCAAGAACCUGAGCAGCCAGAUUCACCAGGCUAUCAAAGAACUUCGUUAUGAGUCGAUAAUUCUCAUCUCUGACACCUUCAUUGCGAACAGAUGGGACGAAAUCUACGGGUUGAUCGAUCUGAUGCCCUGCAAGCCUUUCCCGUCCGUUCACCACUUCCACCAUGUUUUCAGCGCCAAGGGCGGGACUGAAAUCGCCCGCUUCCCUGACCUUCAGCGCAAGGACGUACUGAUUAAGUAUUUGAUGUCUUUCACCAUUGCGCGUCCCGCUUCUCUGUUGCAACUUCCCAACGCGAAGAAGGAGAACAUCAGGGCUACCGACGAAGGCUUCUUCGCUGCUCUCCGCUAUCAAGAUGACCAGGCGCCGAAGAUUCCUCACAUCGACGUCAUCUACUGGGUUAUUGCGGGACUGGAAGGGCAGAGUACUUGA